Molecule: messenger RNA, 3591 nt
Organism: Conger conger (European conger)
Lineage: Eukaryota; Metazoa; Chordata; Actinopteri; Anguilliformes; Congridae
Gene: txndc16
Product: thioredoxin domain containing 16
Exons: 19
Coding region: 299-2824 (841 amino acids)
Source: RefSeq, a predicted model, not a curated record
UCAUAUUAUCGGAAGUUACAAUUUGACCUGGAGCUUGUGUUCUCACUUAUAACGUGGAACAAUCAUUUUUCAGUGUUUAUAUAUUAAUAUCACACUCAAAUAAUGAAUUGCAUGAGGUAACGUUGUCGUUAGUACGCAUUCGUAUACGCAUAGUACGUGUCAUUCGUAGGUGAGUGCCAGCUUGCAAGCUAAGAUUAACUAAUUACCUAGGUAACUUAUGCAAGCUAGUUAACAUACAGUAGUUCUAUGUUAUCUGGCGGUAACGUCGUUACAUCUCACCUUUACAGAUUGGUUUACUAUGGCGUGGGUUUGUUUCAUUGUUUUCCUGCUGUGUAUACAAGAGUCAUGCAUGACAGAAGACACGUCGAAGCUGGUUGAGCAUUCAAAAGCAACCUUUCUUCAGACACUUCAGUCUGGGAAGACUUCAUUCGUUUAUUUUGGAAACGAAGUUCCGCCCACAGUUGGGCUCUUUCUUCAGCAUCUGAAGAAGUCUGCAGAUGCGCUGGAAGAUUAUGGAAUUUCGGUAGCUAAGGUGAAUUGUACCAAAGAAAGGGUGCCAAAUUAUUGCACAGGUGAAAAGGUGUUAACAAAAGUAUAUUUAUUCCGAGGACCCAAUGUCCUGAAGAACUUUGACAUAGACACUGUGUUUGAUGUCGACGCAAUCGUGGCUCACGUUCUGUUCGCAGUGCUCUUUGAUGAGGUGAAGUACGUGCAGACCCCAGCAGAGCUGCUGAACAUCGAGAGGGUCGCAAAAGGCCUGGCUGAUGUCGUACUGGCUUAUGUUCAGAUUCUGGGGUUGCCAGAGCACAGGGCCGUGAUGGAGGCCAUGUUCGUCUACGGUGCCAAGUAUCAGUUUGUGCUGACCACGGGAGGGUCUGUCCUGAGCCACAUGGGUGUGGAUGACCCCUCCUCCCUCCAGUCUGGCCUGUGGUUUCUGCACUGCAAGGGGGCGGAGAGUCAUUCAGACCCCUGCCACCACACUGUGCUGAAGAGACCCCUCACCACCCUCAACAUCUACGCCUUCCUGCAGCUGAUGGAGGCUCCGUUGUUGACAGAGGCACAGAGAGACCCCUCUGAGGUGGAGACUGUCCACAGCCACCUCCGCACCCCCCUGCUGUUCCUCUUCACCCAGGCCGACACCCUGGCCCUGGAUCGCGAGUCCGCAGAAGGCCUAGCCUGGAGGCUGCGUGGUGAGGCUGGCCUGGUGCUCAUCCACAGGGACAGCCCAGGUGUGAAAAUUCCAAGAGAAUACAACGCUGCGUAUAGAUUACCUGGAGAGGGCUCACCCGUCAAAUACUUCACCUUAAAAGACACGGAGGAAGUGGUCAGCCUUUUCAGAGAACAGUCCCUUCAGGAUGGAGAGACAAAACAGGAGGAGGAGGAGGAGGAGGAGGAUUGGACAGUCCUUGAUGUCUUGGAUGACGAGGUGGCGGAGUCUGUUUACCGCGAGAGGGAUUGGGAACCGGAUGUGGACCUGAUCUCUGAACUGACGGCAGGCACCUUCAACCGUGCAGUGAACCAAUCUGGCCACACGGUGGUGCUGUUCUUUGUCCGAUGGGAUGCUGUGUCCAUGGCUUUCAUGCAGUCGUACAUGGAGGCUGCUGAGGAACUGGAAGAUGUUCCAGAUGUGCGUAUGACUUCUGUAGACUGCGGGGAGUGGACUGAUGUCUGCAGCGACGGGCAGGUCACCGCUUUCCCCACCGUGAGGGUCUACCGCCCCGGGGAGCUCCCCCAGGCCUACAGAGGCAUGCUGGGAGCUGGCAGCCUGAGCCGCUUCAUCUUACUGGCUCGCGUCUCUUCCCCCGCCCUGCUGUCCUCCGCGGAGGAGACGCGCUCGUUCCUCGGGGGCCAGCUGUACCGGCGAAACGCCGAUCUGUCCCCUGUGAGAGUGCUGGGUCUCUUCAGCUCGGGGCAGGACCCAGGUACGCAGUCCCCAGGGAGUGCCCUGUUUGUGGAGGCAGCCCGGCUCCUGAGAGGCGAGAUGAUGCUGGGACUCUUCACAGACCCUCAGGCAGAGAAAUGGGCCGAAGAUUACGCUGUGAAACUCCCAGCCAUGCUGGUGUCGUGGGGUCCCAGGGCCCCUAUUCAGCCCUGUUCCCUGCCUAUGUCCACAGUGGAAGAGCUGGUCUCACACAUUCAGAGGUCCGUCCUGGAGAGCUUUCCAGAGCUCACCGUUGAGAACCUGCCAGCUUUCCUGGAACUCAGAAAGCCCCUGCUGCUGCUCUUCGUGGGGGAUGAGGAAGAGGAAGAGGAGGAGGAGGAGGAAGAAGAAGAAGAAGAAGGAGGGAGCCGACGGCGUGGGGUUGUGAGAAAAGAGAUGCGCAGCCUACUGAGCAUGGGGAAACUGGACUCCUACCUGCCCUGCUGGAUACACACCGGUCGGACUCCCUCAGGGAAAGCGGUUCUGGAAUCGUACCUGGGCUCCGUGCCCCGGCUGCCUGCCCUGGUGCUGUCCCAGCUGGACUCUGGGGGCGAGGUGUUCCUCUACCCUCCCGAAAAGCCCAUUCUGUCUGAGGCCGUUCUGGAGUGGCUGCAAAGAGUGGACAACAAGCAGGAGCAGCCUGCAGGUGUGAUUUCGGAUGAGGCGUGGGCUCCGUCGGUGCCCUUUUAUGACUUCCUGUCGAUCAUGGACGAGGAGGCCCCAGGAUACGCGGCCCAGAAGGCCCCGAGGCUGAAGACCGGAGGGAAGCAGCAGCAGCAGGAGGAGGACGCGGAGGAGGAGGUGAAAGGGCAGGGAGGUGAAGAGGGAGGGGCUUUUGAGGGUACGUUCCACCGCGAACCCCCCGCCGGGCCCCCGGCACACCACCAGCACCCUGACCUCUGACCCCAAGAUUCCACCGUCAGUCAGGGGAAGGGAGUCCCAUGGGGGCUCUGCGAUGCCCCGCACACAUGGCGCAGUAGUGUCUCAUUUCGGCGGUCACGUUCCCAUUUCACCAGUCUCCUGUCCAGCCCACUAGAACAGGAACAUAUGUAUGCAUGAAUCAACCAGUAUUAUCUAUAUUUUGUAUUUAUCAAUAAAAUAUGUAUAUUUUUGUAAUGUAUUGUGUGUGUGUGUAUAUAGUGGCCUUGCUUUGAUGGUGCUGUGUGAGAUGCAGUAGGGAGAUUGCCUCAGAGAAAGCACAACAGACAAUGCCGACUGUCUUUUCCUCCGGCACUAGCCCCGGCCUCAUUUUCCUUCCAUUCCGGAAUCCUUCCCUUAUGGAAAAUUGUAUGUAAUUGUCCAGUUUGCAAGCCAGAAUCAAUCAGCCUCUGCUUAUUUUUGUUAAGACUGUUCAAAGUAAAUGUGAUCACAUGAGAAUUGGAGACGGCAUCUCAUUGCCCGUCAUUAAGAAAGGAGGCGUAAUUGAGUGCAUUUGGCCUUGUCUGGUCGUGACUGAAAGUAUGCGGCUGGGAGUGAACCCAAAUCUGUCUUCAAUCUGCUUUUGGCAGCCGGCCCCCGAUCUGCAUCCAGUGGCUGCGUUUCUGUAUUCCUAAUCCAACGGGAGCUACAGUGCCCGAAUGAUAAGAAAGAUCGGUGUCUUUCCAUGUGAAAUGGCCAUUGAAAUUGGCAUUUUAUAAUUUUCUUGAAAUAAAGAAGUGCCUACAGCUAAA